Mytilinidion resinicola is the source of this 1906-nucleotide messenger RNA. RefSeq names its product sphingosine-1-phosphate lyase-like protein. The transcript has 4 exons. Gene Ontology annotation, biological process: carboxylic acid metabolic process; sphingolipid catabolic process. NCBI's taxonomy places the organism in Eukaryota, Fungi, Ascomycota, Dothideomycetes, Mytilinidiales, Mytilinidiaceae. The record is from RefSeq and is a predicted model, not a curated record. Gene Ontology annotation, molecular function: pyridoxal phosphate binding; sphinganine-1-phosphate aldolase activity. The coding region runs from base 1 to 1704 and encodes 567 amino acids. Gene Ontology annotation, cellular component: endoplasmic reticulum.
AUGCCCGGCUCAUCCAGACUGCCUAUUAGCCUGCGCGACACCCUCCGCGCGCAGUCGGGCGCCGCGCGGGGCCGGCUGCUCGCGCUCAACAUCGACGUGUUCCGCAACAUAAUCUUCUUCCUCUUCCUCCUCCGCUGGACACGCCGCGCCUUCUACCAGCUGCGCGGCCGCGGCGUCGCCGGCUCCAUCGUCGACGCGUACGUCGCCGCCCGCCGCACCCUCUAUGGCAUCUUCCUCCGCCUGCCCGGCGUGCGCACCAAGGUGCAGACGCAGAUCGCCGAGUCGCUGCUGAAGCUGGAGCGGCGGCUUGUACCCACUGGACCCGGGGUGGAGCGUACGGUGGCGCUUCCGACGGAGGGGUGGAGCGAGGACCGGGUGCGGGCGGCGUUGCAGACGAUGGAGGGUAUGGAGCAUACGCGGUGGGAGGACGGGCGGGUGAGCGGUGCGGUGUAUCAUGGCGGGGAGGCGUUGCUGCGGCUACAGACGGAGGCGUUUGGGAAGUUUACCGUGGCGAAUCCGAUUCAUCCGGAUGUUUUUCCGGGCGUGAGGAAGAUGGAGGCGGAGGUUGUGGCAAUGGUCUUGUCGCUGUUUAAUGCGCCGGAGGGUGCUGCAGGCGUUACGACGAGUGGUGGGACGGAGUCGAUUCUUAUGGCUUGUUUGAGCGCGAGGCAGAAGGCGUUUGUUGAGAGGGGGGUGACGGAGCCAGAAAUGAUUCUCCCAGAAACAGCCCACACAGCCUUCCGCAAGGCCGCUGAGUACUUCAAGAUCAAGAUCCACCUCGUGGCCUGCAAAGCACCGCAUUACAAAGUCCAUCUGCCCUCCGUAUCCCGUCUCAUCAACCCAAACACCAUCCUCCUCGUGGGCUCUGCGCCCAACUUCCCCCAUGGCAUCAUCGACGACAUCUCCGGGCUAUCGCGGCUCGCGCUGCGCAAGAAACUCCCUCUCCACGUUGACUGCUGUCUAGGCUCCUUCCUCGUCCCAUUGCUCGCCAAAGCCGGCUUCGAGACCGAGCCCUUCGACUUCCGCCUCAAAGGCGUCACCAGCAUCAGCUGCGACACGCACAAGUACGGCUUCGCGCCCAAGGGUAACAGCACCGUGCUCUACCGCUCCGACGCGCUCCGCAAGUACCAGUACUUCAUCUGCGCCGACUGGUCUGGCGGCGUUUACGCCUCGCCCUCCAUUGCUGGAUCACGCCCUGGCGCGCUCAUCGCAGGCUGCUGGGCGUCCCUUGUCCAGCAAGGCGAGAGCGGCUACGUAGACUCGUGCCACAAGAUUGUGGGUGCGGCUAAGAAGAUCGAGUCUACGAUCCGUGAAGACCCGAAUCUCGCUACUGAUCUCAAGGUUAUCGGCCGCCCGCUAGUGUCGGUCGUUGCGUUUUUGUCGAAUUCCCUGGAUAUUUACGAUGUUGCGGAUGGUAUGGGCGAGAAGGGGUGGCACCUUAACGCGUUGCAGAAUCCGCCGGCGAUUCAUGUCGCUGUGACGCUACCUAUUGUAGUCGCUGCAGACAAGCUAAUUUCGGAUCUGGUGGAGGUGGUUGAGGAGGUUAGGGAGAAAGAGCGGAAGCGAGUCGCGGAAGGUAAGGGGAAGAAGGGCGCUGUGAAAGGUGAUGCAGCGGCGCUUUAUGGGGUUGCGGGGAGUCUGCCGAAUAAGAGUGUGGUGGUGGAUUUGGCGAAGGGGUUCUUGGACACGUUGUAUAAAGCGUGAGGAUAUACUGCUGUUAGUAUUUUAGCGUUUAUAAUAUUAGCGAGGUUGUUCUGUGGUGGGUUUGUGUGCAUGUUGUUUUUGAAUCGCCAUCGCGCUGUCUCUUGUUCCCGUGUUCCACAUACUGGUAGUUUCUAGGUGAAUCUGGGGAGGUCGAGUAGGUUUGAAGGCUGAUAGAAAUAUGGGAAGAACUGUGCUUGGCAUU